UGUUGUGGGGUGAGGGGUCUAUGUCAGGAGGACAUGUCUGACUCAGGCAGGGCCUGGGAGCUGAAUAUUCAUCAAUUUAAACCAGGCUCCCUGUUGCAUGAUCCACAGGCUGUUUAACACUGCAGGAUUGGAGCAUGACGCUGACCAAAGGAACUUUCACCUACUCGAGUGGUGAGGAGUAUCACGGGGAGUGGAAAGAGGGUCGUCGGCACGGGCUUGGGCAGCUGAGGUUUGCAGAUGGCAGCAGCUACAUGGGCCAGUUUGAGAACGGCCUGUUCAGUGGCCGUGGAAUGCUGCUCUUCCCUGAUGGCUCAAGAUACGAAGGUGAGUUUGUACAGGGGAAGUUCCAAGGAGUUGGUGUCUUCACUCGCUGUGAUGGGAUGAAGUUUGAAGGAGAAUUUAAAAAUGGACGUGUUGAAGGAUAUGGAUUGUUGAUGUUUCCCGAUGGUUCGCAUGGGCAUCCAAGAAAUGAGGGCAUCUUUGAGAACAACAGGCUGUCUAAACGGGAGAAGUGUCAAGCUGUGAUCCAGAGAGCACAAGCGAGCGCGAAAAGUGCACGGGCUCUCUCCCUCUAACCAUUCCUCUGUGCUUAAAAUCGAUUAGCGGUUCAUCUUCUCUGUGUGGGAGAAUACAGAAGGACUGUGUUUGCAUUCAGAACCAUUGAAUUCCAAAUUGUGAUGAUGCUGUGGUCUCUCUUCUGUUUCUAUUGCAGUCUGGAUAACAGUAUUCUGGACACCUGGGAAGAGGUGACAUGUGGAUUCCAUUUGCUAGUUUUCCAAUCUGAAGCUCCAGUUCUUGAUGUGUGGGGUAUCGCUGUCAGGAGGAAGACUAAAGCCGUUGGCCACUGUAAUCUUCCCCAACCCCAAAAUGCGGACUGCAAAGAGUAUUUGCUACAAUCUGGGUUGGGGGGAGGAGUGUGAAGAGUUAAGGGAGCAGGGGUUUGGGAAUUGACUAAACAAAGAUUUCCCUCUGAAGAUGUCUCCGAGUACUUUACAUCUCUGAUUUGAUGGUGACCCACCGGAGCUCCAGCAGAAAGGAUCAAAGUCCAACCACUUGGAGUUUUCUGACAGCUUGGUUUGGUCAACGAAUGUAACCUAUGUAACAGUGCAGCUCCAGGGGUGCUCCUAACCACCGCCUCCCCCCCCCACACCCAUCUCCCUGAACAAAAAAAUGAGUCUUCAACUAAUCAGUGAAUUUUCUCUCAUUGGAAUUGGUCCAAAAAUGAGAAAAGAAACUAUUCCCCUGGCAGUACAGACUUGAUGGGCUAAAGGGCCUCUUCUCUACUGUAUGCUCCUAUAGUUCUAUAAGGUGACUAACUGAAGAACAAUUAGCAAAAAGCCAAAAGACAACAAGUAGUAUUUAUUUUCUCAGCAAACUGCUGUGAUCUGGAAUUCUCUACUAACAUUAACUUUCUAAAGGGAACUGUGCAUCUAUACUUGAAGGAAAAGGAUUUUCAAAGCUGUGGAGAAAUGAGGGUGAAGUGCAGUGAUUGUAUAGCUCUUUCAGAGAGACAGUACAGGUGUAAAUGGCUGAAAGAGUUACUGAUUAUGUCACGAUUGCCUGAUGGGAGAUCAGCUUAUCCGAUUAAUCAAAGGCAACAACCCAUACCAUCUUCACAACAUAGCGUCUGUGUCUCAGUGUUUGGUUUUGUGUGGGUUGUGUCGAUAUGUCUCUGAACAUGUUUGAAGUUGCUGCUACUUUCAUCUCUGAUUUUCUGAGCUUGGAUUAUCAAGCAAGCACCAUUAAGAGCAGGCCUUUUCAACUAUUCAUCAGAUGGAGAAACCUGUCAAGAAUGUAGAAUGGAGACUCCAGGCUUGGUGGCAAACCUGCAAUCUAUGAAUCCAGGUUUGGGAAUUCGGUGAUUACUUGAAGAAGUUCCAUAUCCUGGCUUCAUUCAUCCUCCAUAUCUACCUAUUCCAGCUGUUGCUUUCCCCCUGCCUCUAGCUUCCUUACACUUUUGCCUGGUUUCUGUCCACUAAAGCUUAACCUUUGCAGCCCCCUGAUCCUGUGCCCUCUUGUCCUUUUGCCAUGGCAUUUCUAAGAUUGCACAGAUGUACACCUCUGUAAAGUCUCACCUGAAUCUUCAGUUUAAUGAACACCGUUUUUGUGUGUCUUGAUAUCCUUGAUUGCAAUGCCUUUAUACAGCCCUGAUCCAUCCCAAGAUGUUGCGUUGCUGUUAACCAAAUGCAAACCAGGGUGCUCAGUAUUCCACUAUAUCACUCCAGAAAUAUCUAAUGAGAUGAGAAACCUUGCCAUGUCUCUCUGUACAACUUAACUUCCUCUCACCAUAUCUAUCUGAAUUUUCAUUUCAUGCAGUAGAAACCAGUCCCUGGUUUCAAUGGUAAACAUAUCACACCUCAGUCCAAUGUGUUACAACUCCGUCUUCUCCAGUGCCCCUUGGUAAUUAGUAAUUGAUGAGGACCAGUUGUUCAUUUGGUACAUCCUGAUGCAGCUAAACAACUGCUAUGGUUCAGCAUUAUCUCAAGGUUUUGUUUUGUUUUUGAUUUAUUGUGAUGUUUGAUUAAUGUCUUGCAGCAACCAGCCUACUGAGCAAGACUGUUAUGUUUACAUUGGAAUAUAAGAGGAGGCCAUUCAGCCCUUCAAGCCUGGCCAGAUUAAUUUGUGACUAGACUCCAUAUAUCUUGGCUUCACGUCACUUAGUAACUUUAGUUAACAAAUGACAUAUCAAUCUCCAAUUUAAAAUCAACACUCGAUCCAGUAUUCCCUGCAGAAUUCUCAGCUGAAGCUUGCAGUGUUGACUGUCCAGAAUUGCACUGACCAUUUACCCUGAACCAUUUCAGUGUUUUCAAUGAUGUUAAAAGAACAAGGUGAAGUUAAUCAGGAAACCUUCAGUAUUCUUUUGGUUCUGAUGAGCUGAGCUGAAAUAUUAACCAGUCUCUGCUAGAAGUUAGUGGACUCAAUUGUGCAUUUCCUGUGCUUUUUAUUUUCAUUGUGUACACAGUGUUGUAACUGGUCUUUUCUAACCUGCUUUAUUUUUUUUUAAAUUGCCUUAUGCCUAAUCUUGCCUUUAUUGUCAAUUUGAAUGGGGUCUCAGUCUAGACGAUGCAGGAUUGGACUAGUAAUAAGCUGCAUUUGCAGAGAAACUUCCUACCUCGCUUAAGAUGGGGAGAUUCCGUUAAUAAGCAGGCCAGCACUCCAUUGCGAGUCCCUCAACUGGAUGACACUAUUUGGGGGAUGAGGGACUGAACAGGGGCUUACUUCCAUGCUCCCAUUUGCAACACUCCAUCCAUGCUUUAAUAUAUCUAGUGGAGAAAGAGAACUCAACCAGCUUCCCGAACACACACCCCAAAUUGUUUCAUUUCUGCUCGUUUUAAAGUUAAGGGGAGAGAGGUUCAUAGCCUGCCUUGGAGGAGUGUGGAUGGAAUUGAGCCAGGGGAAAUUUCAGUGAAAAAUGGGGAGAAAGUCGAAUGCCUUAAAUAUGAAUACAAGUGCUGUGUUCUGGGUGGUGAUGUGUUUUAGUGUGAUAUGAUUCAGAAAGCAGACCUGCAUCUCAUCAUUUUAAUGCAUACCUAAUCCUUUUUGGAGCAUGAUUUGGAGAUGCUGGUGUUGGACUGGGGUGUACAAAAUUAAAAAUCACACAACCAAGUUACAGUCCAACAGGUUUAUUUUAUCUUAAACUUAUAUGGAGAUCUUAUACUGCACAACCUCCUGAUGAAGGAGCAAUGCUCCGAAAGCUAGUGCUUCCAAAUGAACUGUUGGACUAUAACCUGGUGUUGU
Messenger RNA from Chiloscyllium plagiosum (whitespotted bambooshark), 3738 nucleotides. RefSeq names its product MORN repeat containing 4 (gene morn4). Gene Ontology annotation, biological process: response to axon injury. NCBI's taxonomy places the organism in Eukaryota, Metazoa, Chordata, Chondrichthyes, Orectolobiformes, Hemiscylliidae. Gene Ontology annotation, cellular component: cell projection. The record is from RefSeq and is a predicted model, not a curated record.